Messenger RNA from Colletotrichum acutatum, 549 nucleotides. RefSeq lists its product as uncharacterized. The record is from RefSeq and is a predicted model, not a curated record. The annotation marks the transcript as partial. NCBI's taxonomy places the organism in Eukaryota, Fungi, Ascomycota, Sordariomycetes, Glomerellales, Glomerellaceae. The transcript has a single exon.
AAUGGAUUAAACUAUAUAUGGAUUGAAUCGCUAUGCGUUAACAGGGACUCGAGGUCGGAGGUAUCUGAAGCCAUUAAUUCUGGCUGGAAAUAUUUUCAAUCUGCGGCUCUCUGCUUGGUCUACCUCCCUGAUCUUCCCUGCGGGACCUCUCAACCUGACGAGGAAACGUGGAGGCUAUCUCGAUACUGGUCUCGGGUCUGGAGUCUCCAAGAGCUUGUAUUUGCCUCAAGGAUCUGCUUCUAUGACUCAAGGUGGCAUCUUCGAGGUGAUACUUCUUCAGAAGGAUUCUCGUCCUUGCUUUCGCGGGUCAUCGGCAUCGAUGGCGAUGUCCUAGCCAAACACAAGAGCGUUCACGAGAUUUCGAUUGCACGGAAAAUGUCAUGGGGAGGAGGCAGAAUUUCACCCCGUGCAGAGGAUUUAUCAUACGCCCUUCUUGGCAUCUUCGGUAUUCGCAUGCCGAUUGCGUACGGUGAGGGUGAAGAAAGCGCUUUUCGGCGUCUUCAGGAAGAGAUUCUAAGAACGACCAGCGACAUGACUUUAUUCGCCUGG